Molecule: messenger RNA, 3251 nt
Organism: Oncorhynchus nerka (sockeye salmon)
Lineage: Eukaryota; Metazoa; Chordata; Actinopteri; Salmoniformes; Salmonidae
Product: zinc finger and SCAN domain-containing protein 21-like
Exons: 4
Coding region: 287-1693 (468 amino acids)
Biological process (GO): regulation of transcription by RNA polymerase II
Molecular function (GO): DNA-binding transcription factor activity, RNA polymerase II-specific; RNA polymerase II cis-regulatory region sequence-specific DNA binding
Source: RefSeq, a predicted model, not a curated record
GACGUGGGUAAUUAUUCCGUGACGUCUAAUCUAGUGGACGGGAUGCUAAGAAGAGCAACACGGCUACGUAUUCAUCCACCUCGAUAGCUUGCUAGGCAACAUGAAACCGAAAUAUUGAAGCUCUUUAGACCAUUCUUGUGUAUAUUAGUCUCAGUGUUUUAAACACAAUUGUGUUAAUUAACGUAUCAACUGCUUAAAUGUAACGUCAUUUGCAUGUUAAAUGUGUUAACUUGUUAAGAUUGAUACUGAGCCCGGCACUAGGCUAGUUUCUAAUGCUAACCAGCUAAUGCUAUUUAGCGAACUAAUAUCCCCGACCAUGAGCUCACUAAGCUACUUCUCCCCUGCUAAAGAGGUCUGCUGGACUCAGAAAGAAGCUCUGGGGCUGAACAUUGUCGUAAAAGAGGAUGAUAUUACAGCGAAAGGAGAGGAAGAAGCUUUCAGAAUGAAAAAGGAGGAAGAGGAGGCUAUCACGUUGAAAGAAGAGGAGGAGCAUUUUGGAGUGGAGGGAGUAUCGGCUGUCACAGUGGAAAAAGAGGUAGAAGCUUUCAGAAUGAAAAAGGAGGAAGAGGAGGAUGUUAUAGUGAAAGAAGAGAAUGAAACUUUAGGAGUGAAAGAGGAAGAGGGGAUACAGUCUGUCACAGUGGAAGAGGAGGUAGAAGCUUUCAGAAUUAAAAGGGAGGAAGAGGUGGCUGUUAGAGUGAAAGACGAACCUUUUUGGGAGGAAGAGAAGGCUAUCGGAAUAAAAGAGACGGUUGAAGACGUUCUGGGAGUGAAAGAGGAGGAGACAGAAGAUCUGAUUAACAGCAGAGAGAGACAUGACUAUGGUGGAUCCUCUGGGGAGCCUCAACAACAUCCUGAUGCUGACGAGGCAGAGAAGAGUCUCUCCAGAUCAGAACACCAGAUGGACAACACUAGCCCUUCCUCCCUCCCGGAGUCCCCGUGUCGUGCCUCUCCCGGUAGCACCUUACUGCUGGGUAUGAAGAGGUUGUCUGUGCUGCUGGUGGACUGCAGGAAAACAACGGGGCUGAGUGGAACUGUGAGAAGAGGAGAAGAGAAGAAAGGAUCAGAUUUGACACAUCAAAGAGAGAGAUCAGACUCUCACGUUGACAGCGGGAAGAGUCCUCCGGGGGAUCCGGACCCAGCGACGCCCAAACCAGCUGGACGACACCACUGCGCCCAGUGUGGAAAGAGUUUUAACCAUUUAGGGAACCUGAAAACGCACGGGAGGACACAUACGGGAGAGAAGCCGUACCACUGCUCCCUCUGUGGAAAGAGAUUCACCCAUUCAGGGAGCCUGAAAGCACAUACGAAAAUACACACAGGGGAGAAACCUUAUCACUGCUCUCAGUGCGGAAAGAGAUUUAUCCAGUUAGGGAACCUGGAAUCACACGAGAGAACUCACACAGAAGUAAAGAGGCUUUUCCACUGUUCUCAUUGUGAAAAAACGUUUAAGAAUUUAGGGAACCUGAAAGUGCAUGAGAAAUGCCAUACAGGCGGGAAGCUUUUUCGCUGCUCCCAGUGUGGAACGAUAUUUACCCAGUUUAGGCACCUGACAGACCACGAGGUAACACACACAGGGAAGAUGCCUUACCACUGCUCCCGGUGUGGAAAGACAUAUUUCACGUCACAUGCACUUAGUCUUCAUGAGAGAACACACACAGUGCUCCCGCCCUUAUCUCAUAUUUUUGACUGAAAAAUCGUGUUUUUUUGUUUGUUUAUGACACAUUAAAUCAAAUUGUAGAAAGUUUACUCGACAACGACGACGACAAAACAAAUGUUACCCUCUGUUUCUUCUUGAGAAAACACGUUAAAACAAGUAUUUUAACAUUAAAUUCCUAUUACUACCAACUGAAAUAAGUAUUUCCAAUAUUAUUUUUUCCAAUCAAGUUACAGAGCUCUACCAGGCGGUUGAGACGUCAAGAGGGUCAUAUCUACAAUGACACAUUAGAAUGUCGUUUUGCAUAGCAUUUUUACUGAUCUAGAAAAUAUACAUUUACUUUAGGUAUGCUUCAGUGGCCUUUUUAAUACAUCGUUAAGCAUUGUUAAAUGAGGACUGAUCUCAAACGAGAGAGAGAGAGAGUAAAACAGAGAGAGAGAGAGAGACAGAGAGAGAGAGAGAGAGAGAGUCCUCCAUCAGUCUCAUAGUCUCCAAAAAAUCAAAGAAGUGACAGGAUAUUUCAUGUAUUUAUGCCUUUGUCCAACUCGGCGCUGCUAUACAUUUACUUUAGGUAUUCCUCAAUGGCCUUUUUAAUACAUCGUUAAGCAUUGUUAAAUGAGGACUGAUCUCAAACGAGAGAGAGAGAGUAAAACAGAGAGAGAGAGAGAGAGUCCUCCAUCAGUCUCAUAGUCUCCAAAAAAUCAAAGAAGUGACGGGAUAUUUCAUGUAUUUAUGCCUUUGUCCAACUCGGCGCUGCUAUACAUUUACUUUAGGUAUUCCUCAAUGGCCUUUUUAAUACAUCGUUAAGCAUUGUUAAAUGAGGACUGAUCUCAAACGUGGAACAACGUAUGGUCAUAUUCAAUUACAAUCAGAAAUGUAUACAGUACAGUGAAAUGUAUGUGUUUUUCCAGGUAGUGGAUACAGUACAGUGAAAUGUACGUGUUUUUCCAGCUAGUGGAUACAGUACAGUGAAAUGUACGUGUUUUUCCAGCUAGUGGAUACAGUAGUAGUCACACAAAAUGGCUUUCUUCAAUUUCAAAUGGUCUCUGUUCUUCCACCACGUUUCCUCCAUCUUCAGACUAUAUUUUACGAUAAUAUAUGACAAAACGCAAUUUUUUUUAUUUAUUACUGUUACAGACUUUGUUUUAUUGGCCGAUAGUCUGAAUAUUGAUUAUUUAUUGAUUAUUUGACGUUAUGAGGCUGAAAUGUGGGUAAAACCAUGUGUUCCGUAGUAGUCUGGUAAUCAUGUCUGUCUCUAGUAGCAGUCUGGUAAUCAUGUCUGUCUCUAGUAGCAGUCUGGUAAUCAUGUCUGUCUCUAGUAGCAGUCUGGUAAUCAUGUCUGUCUCUAGUAGCAGUCUGGUAAUCACGUCUGUCUCUAGUAGCAGUCUGUUAAUCAUGUCUGUCUCUAGUAGCAGUCUGGUAAUCAUGUCUGUCUCUAGUAGCAGUCUGGUAAUCAUGUCUGUCUCUAGUAGCAGUCUGGUAAUCAUGUCUGUCUCUAGUAGCAGUCUGGUAAUCAUGUCUGUCUCUAGUAGCAGUCUGUUAAUCAUGUCUGUCUCUAGUAGCAGUCUGGUAAUCAUGUCUGUCUCUAGUAGCA